Messenger RNA from Closterium sp. NIES-67, 1048 nucleotides. The record is from the annotation of a GenBank genome assembly. Lineage: Eukaryota; Viridiplantae; Streptophyta; Zygnematophyceae; Desmidiales; Closteriaceae.
CUGGAGCUGUCCGUGCGCCUCCGAUUUCCGCCAAGGCCGCCGUAUCCGCCGCUUCUCUUCGGCGCGACCUUCCCCGCGACCUUCGCCGCGACCUUCCCCGCGACCGCCCCCCCCAACCUUCCCCCGUCCCUUCCGCCGUUCCAGUUGCGCAUAGUGGUCUGCUUGGCUCAAGGUCCACCUGCUUGUUACAACCGCCUGCUUGUUACCACCACCUGCUCGUUAAACCGUUGUAACAACUGUUGGAUUUUCGGUGACCCUUCUCCAGAUCCGAUUGCCGAGCUGUCAGCCGCAUAUCGCCUGGGUGACGGCGGCGUGACUAUAUCGCGUACUGCAUCGCUGUAUCGAAAAGGAGGCAGGAAUCCGUGACCAUCUGGUCGUGAACGGCUACACGUGUCAAUCCGUUUCAACCCGAUAGUACACGUGUCGAGACGCGAUGUUGGGCGUGCUGACGGGGCUGCUGCGAGGGCGCGCGGUGCCGGCCAAGGGCUUUAAGUACCUGACGGCGAAGCGCGGCCCGAAGAACUACUACAAGGGCACGGGGAGCCGCACCAUGGGACGACACACUAAGAAAGGCGGUUACAUAUUGAUGGAGGAGAAAAUGCCAACCUACCUCGUGCCUGACCUCACAAACUGCCAGCUGAAGCCAUAUGUGUCCCAUACUGCUCCCAAGAAGCCUCCUACUACUGCCACUGGAGCCACACCGGCUGCAAAUGCUGCCAGUAGAUGAUAUACGGUAGAUAGAUGAUAGUGUUUGUCUUGCACAUACAGGGUACACUCCAGCACUCUGCCAGAGCUACAUCAGCUGCAAAUGCUGCCACUAGACGAUAUAGAUUGUAGUGGUUUUUUGCUCUGAUAAUACCCAGGGCAGUGCAGCAUUAGUGCACUCACUGCGCACGCAAAAAAACCCUAUCGGGGGUCAGUCAAGUCCAACAGUGUAAGGACCAGCUUCUCCCCACCCUUCCCUCCCCGUCCCACCAAUUGUUCAUCUGCCUACUGCAGAAACCAUAUGAGAACUGUGCAAGCUCUUGAAUGUUUCUCAUGUUACUGA